AUGUCACAAUCAGAUGAACAGAAGGACAUUCCUUCUUCAUCAACUUCAGGAAUUACUGGAGGAGUAGGGAUUCCAGCACAAAUUCCAGCCAGACGACUAUUUGAUAAUACUUCUGACGAAUCAGAUGUUUCAUUGGACAACGAUGACAAAACUGGAGCUGAAACGGAUGGAUCUUCAUCAAGUCGUGGAUGUUUGAAGAACGACAGAUCACGUAAAGAUCACGCCGGUAGUUCAACUGUAAGGGCUGUUCGUGCACCUCAGCAGGUUUCUUGGUCCUUCGGAGCAAAACCAGCGACUCCGCACUCUCAACCGCCUGCUGGGCUCAAAAAAGUUCCCGCAUUUGCUGCCACGUCAUCAACAUCACAAGCCGGUUCAUCUGCUUCCACAUCCGUUGCUCGAAAGUCAUCUCUUGUCGGCGGACGUGGAUCAGCAUCAUCCUCUGGCCAUACAAGUCCUUCUCCAUCUGAAUCGCCCGCUCGGAACGCCGGUUGCUCAUCAUCUGGUGAAUCGAACCCUGACAGAUCUCUAGCUACUCCUCCUCUUCCACCUGCUCUGAAACAUUCCGGCAAAGACGGUCAUUAUCGAGGCCAACGUUCAAUGUCUCUUGGAGGACCAGCUCAUGAAAUGUUGAUGUCACAACUUGGAGGUCGACAAGGAAACACGGUCGAUUGUUCACCUGGAGAAGGUGACAAAGUGUGCCUUCUUGUAGACCAGACACGCUUUCUCGUGUCGCAACGACUUCUCACUUCGAAACCUGACACAAUGCUUGGUCGGAUGUUUUCAAUGCGAGCAUCAUGCGGUGAUUUGGGUGCUGAUCUCGUUUCUCCAAAUGAGAGAGAUGAAUUUGAAGUGGCUGAUGGUAUGACAGCUUCAUGUUUCCGAGCGAUUCUGGAUUAUUAUCAGUCGGGUACAAUGAGAUGUCCAUCUUCUGUAUCUGUAUCAGAAUUGCGUGAAGCAUGUGACUACUUGCUGGUUCCUUUUAACGCUCAAACAGUGAAGUGUCAGAAUCUGCACGCUCUACUCCACGAGUUGUCUAAUGAAGGAGCACGUGAGCAGUUCUCUCAGUUUCUCGAAGAAAUAAUUUUACCUCAAUUGGUUGCUUCGACAGAGCAUGGAGAACGAGAAUGCCACCUCGUCGUACUUCUUGAUGACGACGUUGUCGAUUGGGAUGAUGAAUAUCCACCACAAAUGGGAGAGGAAACAACACACGUUGUAUAUUCAACACAUCUUUAUAAGUUCUUCAAAUACGCAGAAAACCGAGAUUGUGCAAAGCAAGUGUUGAAAGAACGUGGUCUCAAAAAGAUUCGAUUGGGAAUGGAGGGUUAUCCCACACACAAGGAGAAAGUUAAGAAGCGAUUUAACAAAGCGGAAGUAAUUUACAAUUAUGUGCAACGUCCAUUUGUCCACUGCUCCUGGGAGAAAGAAGAAGCGAGAAGCCGUCAUGUCGAUUUCGCUUGCCCCAUUGUCAAAUCAAAAUCCAAUCCUUCCUUGGCUGCGGCAGCAUCUGAUCCCCUCCCACAACCUGCCCCUCUUCAACAACAACAUCGGGUCGCGGUUUUCGGAGAAGCUGCUCCUCUUGCAGCGCAACAUCGAUUCGAUGAUGCCCAAUUUGCUCAACCGAUGAUCAAUCAAGUGAUGCAGCAACAGCCACAACAACCACAGAACAAUGCAAUGCUCGGUGUUAAUGUUCAGCAACAGCAGCAUAACCAUCCCCUUCAUUCACCACCUGUUCAUUUCCAGCAAAACGACAGAGAUGAAGAUUAA
Molecule: messenger RNA, 1764 nt
Organism: Caenorhabditis remanei
Lineage: Eukaryota; Metazoa; Nematoda; Chromadorea; Rhabditida; Rhabditidae
Exons: 8
Coding region: 1-1764 (587 amino acids)
Biological process (GO): positive regulation of phosphorylation
Cellular component (GO): cytoplasm
Molecular function (GO): protein binding
Source: RefSeq, a predicted model, not a curated record